UUAACUACUACUAUCAUUACAUAAAUACAGACGUGCUCAUAAAGGGUUGCCGAACACAAGCCAGCUAUUUAAUGUUGCUACGGUAACUAAUUGUUGGUUGAGCUGUGAAUUGUGAUUUUAAGAUUAGGCAGUUCCAGCGAGUCAGGAGGGUUGGUUUAUGAGUAACUGUGCUCCAUGUGUCAAAGGAAUCACCUGCCUUGCUGUCAGAGACGACAAGACUGCUUCAGCUGAGAAGGAUAAAGAGACACAUAAGCUAAAAUGCUCCCAGAGAAACAGCUCCAGUGCAGCAUCUGUCAGCAGGUGUUAGCUGACCCAGUGACCACUCCCUGUGGGCACAACUUCUGCCUGGUCUGCAUCGGGCAGCUGUGGGACAGCAGUGACGUCUGCCAGUGCCCCGCCUGUAACAAGACCUUCGCCUCCAGGCCUGAAAUAAGCAUCAACACGGCCUUCAAAGAGCUGGCAGACGCUUUGAGGCAAAUGAUCGUCUGCUCCUCAGCCUCACCCCUGUCUGCCGCCAAACCGGGCGAGGUCGUGUGUGACGUGUGCGCCGCCUCCUCCCUGCAGGUGAGGGCCCACAAGUCGUGCCUGGUGUGUCUGACGUCGUACUGCGAGGCCCACCUGGAGCCGCACCGGACCGCGGCCACCCUGAAGCUGCACAAGCUGAUGGAGCCGGUGACGAACCUGCAGGACAGGCUGUGCAAGAAGCACGAGCGGCUGCUGGAGAUUUUCUGCAGGACGGAGCAGAUGUGCGUCUGCCAGUUCUGCACCGAGACGGAGCACAAAGACCACCGGGCGGUGACGAUGGAGGACGAGAGCAAGGAGAGGAAGGUUCACAUGAAGCAAACGCAGGCAGAUUUUCAGCAGAUGAUCCAGGAGCGGCAAAAGAAGAUUGAGGAGAUAAAAACCUGUCUGAAGCUGAGCACAGUAAGUGACGAUGGAGAGAGUAAACCUCAACCUCCAACUGAAAGUAAGUGUUGUGUUAAACAAAACCCUGCUCUAAACACACAUUACAUUGCAUCUUGGUGUUUUCCUGUAGUAGAAAUUAUAUUUAUUUCAUCACUGGAAGCUUGUCCCAGGUGUACCAAAAUCAAAACUUAUAUCUCACUCCAUUUCUUUAAAUCAAGUGCUAACAUGUUUGGUGCUUUCCAGUUGAGCGCUGAGAAGGAGAAGAAGGCGAGCGACAGUCUCUUCACGUCGCUGAUCAACUCGACGAAGGAGAGACGAGCCGAAGCUGAUGCAGAAAUCGAGGAAAGGCAGAGAGCAGAAGAGAAGAGGGCAGAGGAGCUCAUCGGCGAACUUCAGCAGGAAAUCGCUGAGCUGCAGAGGAGAAACACCGAACUAAACCAGCUGGAAAACACCGACGACCACCUGCACCUCCUGCAGAGACUGCCCUCGCUUGUGUCACCUCCACCUACCAACAGGGAGUGGACAGAAACAAGGAUCUACCCUGAACUCUGCGUUGGGACGGUGAGGAGAGCGCUUUCCAGACUGCAUAACACUGUGAGGAAAGACCUGGAUGUCUUGAAGAAAGAAGAGAUGAGGAGGAUGCAAAAAUAUGCAGUGGAUGUGGUGUUGGACCCAGACACGGCCCAUCCGAACAUCGUCCUGUCCUCUGACGGAAAGCAGGCGGGCCGAGGCGAGCUGCUACACCUCGUUCCCGACAUUCCCCAACGCUUUGACCCGGUUAUCUGCGUUCUGAGCAAGAAAGGCUUCCGGUCUGGGAGGUUCUACUUUCAGGUUGCAGUUGGAAAUAAGACCUUCUGGGACCUGGGUGUUGUCAAAGAGUCCGUCAACAGGAAGGGCAUGAUCACCUCCACCCCGGACAACGGCUACUGGACGGUGCGUUUAAGGAACGCCAGUGAGUACCGGGCCCUGGACUCCCCCUCCGUCCUGCUUCAACUCCAGAAGAGUCCCAAGACCAUCGGAGUGUUCACAGAUUACGAAGAAAGGAUGGUUUCGUUCUUUGACGUGGAUGACAGAUCGCACAUCUACACCUUCACCGGCUGUUUGUUCUCGGAGAGGAUUUUCCCUUUCUUCAGCCCAGGGGUUUUUGACCACGGGAAAAAUACAGAGCCGCUGAUUAUCACAGCUGUCAGUCAGGAAACUUGAAAAGAAACCUUUAAUUGAGUUAGGUAGCAUGUUUUGUACACAACAUAGCAGUUUUCUUUCCUCUAUUCUAUUUAAUAUAGGUUGUUUAUAGAAUACGAAGAUGUUCAUUUUGGAUCAAAUGUGAAGCAAAACCAAUCUGGUUUAAGUUAGAUUAGUUCAACAGAAACCUGAACAAUCUCGGGUUGGCUUGACAUUUCCGCUUUCAAACUGCAAAGUUUAUGCUGACGCAUGCACUAACAAACAAAACUGAGUUAAAAACAAGAUUAUUACUGGAAUGACAUUGAUGUCUUCAUCAAUAUCCUCUGUCAGUCCUCCCUGCGGAUGCAAACAGCGACCAGUAGAGAUGACAAUUAAUCAACGACUUAGUAAAACGAUGAAUGACAUGAACUAAUAAUGCUGAUAUCCUUGGUAAAUGUUGAGAAUUUAUUUUUACAACAUCAACAUUGAGCCUUGAAUGUGCUGAAACAAGUUCUACGUUUAAGUACGCCUGGUGCUUCAAGGGGCACGCCGCCUUUUUUACCUAUUUUACUGGUCACCACCAGUAAAAUAGGUAAAAAUGUAUCUUUUAUGAUGUUUUUAUGAUUCUGUUUGGGAGAAAUAGACGUGUGCCAUGUCACGCACUCCCCUGGGAAACAGGAAGUCAGGGAUUACGACUCCAACGUUAUGAGAUAAUUUUAUCCACUCAAGAGUGUAUAAACAUAAGACGUUUUAGUUGCAUUUCCUUUUCAAUAAUUGUCUGGGGUACCAAUAACUGUGGCAUCACUGAUCACUCUACAAGAAACCCGAAUUCAAAAUACAAAUCAUCUUGUAAGUUUUCUGUAUUGUGUCCAUUUUGUAGGCGCUUGUUUUCUAAAUAAAGUGUGAAGUUGACUAUUUCACACAUGUGGAGAACUAGACUGGAUAUGGAAGACAUUAGACCUACAUCACAUGGAGUAUUUUAGCAUUUUUAUAAAGGUUGAUGAACAGCAUGUGACUCUACAGUGUUCCAUAGAUGAUGUGAAUUUCCUGAAUCAAUAUUGGAUGGGAAAUUGUAAUAAUUUUUGUA
Messenger RNA from Gambusia affinis (western mosquitofish), 3154 nucleotides. Its product is annotated as nuclear factor 7, brain-like. Gene Ontology annotation, molecular function: zinc ion binding; protein binding. The transcript has 7 exons. Bases 259 to 2109 code for a protein of 616 amino acids. Lineage: Eukaryota; Metazoa; Chordata; Actinopteri; Cyprinodontiformes; Poeciliidae. The record is from RefSeq and is a predicted model, not a curated record.